Molecule: messenger RNA, 1496 nt
Organism: Formica exsecta
Lineage: Eukaryota; Metazoa; Arthropoda; Insecta; Hymenoptera; Formicidae
Gene: snsl
Exons: 6
Coding region: 758-1411 (217 amino acids)
Source: RefSeq, a predicted model, not a curated record
UUAAAAAUUAUUACAGAAAUUUAGUUAUCAAAUCAUGUUAUUAGAUAAAAAUUAUUUAGACUAAACGGCGUUUUUAUUAUGUCAAACUUAUAUUUUAUAUGUACGUCAUUGUGCGUUAUACUGUAUAUACUGUUUAAUGUAAUACUAAUAUUUAUGUAAAACCUCUUUCAUCCAAAGCCGAAGGAAGAUAAAUACAUAUCUAUCUAUAUAUUGAAGAGUGAAUUUCCUUUUCAUUAUGCUAUGUCGAAUCGAGUAAACGUAUAUAAAAUUUGGCUUGUGCAAUUUUUCAAUAGUAAUUUUUCAACGUGUGCAAUUUGCAUGAUAUAUUGCAGAGUAACGUUCUCGACUUGUUGAUUGUCGAUCAUAGAUCAGUGAACACGAGGCCAUCCUGCGACAUAUUGAUUGCAUCAAUCUUAUUCGAAUAAAAUAUACAAUACAAUUUGUAUUACAAACAUAGCAAACGCGUGACGAAGAGAAAACGUGCACAGAAAAGAGAGAGUUAACCGAGAGUCGAUAUCGGCAUUUGGUUUAACCGCGUAUGACCUCGAUCUCCGAUCCGUUGACUCUCCUUUCACUUUAAAAGUGCUACUCCUAUAAGCACUCUUUCUCGCAUUGGUUUGGCACCAAGACAUAUUCAUUUCGUAAUAAUAUUUCAGUUUAUCCUAGAACGUUGAUCGCGAAUAUCCAUGAAAGCUAAGUCAUGCAUUGAUUGAACACAAACAAUUGGCACAUAUGCAGGAAUUUCCCUUUCAAAACAAUGACAACGAUAGUGAAAACUGCAGUCAUGCGGAUACUGCUUUUGCUCAUUUUCUAUGAAAAUGCAACAAGUUUGAUUAUACCAGAAGAGCUGCCGACAAUACUUUCUCUCAUCUAUUCAAAUAUUGCACCCAUAAAGAAAGGAACCGAUUCCAGACUUGGUGUAGGUUUUCGAUUAGGUGAGCAUGCCGAUUUUCAGAUUCUCAUUGAGUUGGGUCCACAAACUGAGACAGAUAAGAUAGGUACAUCUAACGAUGCUAAGAAACGACGUGACGUGAUGUUUGAUGCCGCAAUGAGAGGAGAGCUAAGAUCAUUCGCACAACAAGUAGCCAAAUAUCAAAUGAAACGUAGAAUCGAAAAAGAAAUGGAUAAAUUUAAAGCAAUGGAGGGGAAAUUUAAAAAGAAUCAAACGGAAAAAAAACAGGACGAUGAAAAUACUGUUCCCAAUAAUUGGUUGACGAAAUGGAGGAAAGAAAUAUCGCAAUCAUCAGAGGACAAUAUUCCAUUAAAUUCAGAUCAAAAUAAAGAUGGAAAAAUAAUUCAGCAAAGAAUAGGAAAUCUACCAACUAAAUCUGAUAUUCAUAAAGAUAAAUUCGAAGAAUUGUCAAAAUUAUAUAAACUACAAAAUACGGAUAACAAGGAAAUUUCAUCAUAAAUCUGAUAUUGGUACAAACCGUUUUCGUGGUUAUUAUAUUUGUCCAUCUUAAUUUUUCUCUUUUCUUACAAUUAUUAUUAACAUU